AUGAAAAUGAACGGCGAAGACGACUGGGACGUGGAACAACAUAAGACGGAACACGAAUGCGACGAGCAUUGGGAACUUAGACGUAAAUUCUUGCUGGCACAUAAGGAUAAAUUCCCGGAAGACGAGCUCGUUUGCUUGGCCCAGGUGUUCACGAACGUUGAAUUACUCGGCUGCAGGUAUCCUAAGGAGACUAUGCAGCUGAUCGCUGAACUGGCCGAAGACAUUGUCACGGAAUAUAGAGAGAAACAAAAGACGAAGUUACAAAGAACAUUUGUGAAGGCUUCAGACGCUGCUAGUUCAAAGGUGAAAGGAAUCGAUGCCCCGAGAUCCUCUAGUACACCCACAGAAUCAACUGGAUACUCUACAGGAUCUACGAGCACUUGUGACUCGAGUUCUCUAGACACGCCACCCGCAAAGAGAAGAAAAGUGGAAGACUGUCCGUUUGGUGAUAUCGUUAUAGUCGAGAGGCCUGGAGAUUUACCGCAACAAAUACUUGCUGGCGCGAUUAACGUAUCGAGUGGACACUUGGAGUGGAAAUUCGACAAAGUUGAAGAGUCCCAUAAAUGCAGUAUUUUUGUGAAUACAAAGUUUUUGGCAGAAGCCUGUAGUUCGAACCAGAAGUCAGCAAAGAAAGAAGCAUCUGUCGCUGCGUUGACUCAACUACAGAAGUAUUAUUAUACAAUUAAGAUCAAGCAGCACGGGGGUACAAAGGACAUCAACGUCACUAGUACGUCGAUGAUGGACGACACAGUGAAAACUGAUUCUAUCUCCGACGAUAAUAUUGGGAAAAAAUUAAUGAAGCUAAUGGGCUGGACCGGCGGUGGUCUCGGUAAAUCGGAACAGGGAAUCGUGGAACCCGUUACACUCAAGCAACAGAUCAGUAGAAAAGGUCUAGGAUUAAAGUCCACGUCCGACUCGACGAAGGAUUUGAAGUAUAAGUCUAAGGACAUCAUGAGGAAGUAUCUCUCGGGCGAUAUGAUGAACGACCUAGUGUUCUCUGCCGAUUUUACGAACGACGAGAGAGCAGUGAUUCAUCAGGUGGCUAGGCAGAUGGGUUUGAAGUCGCACAGCUACGGUCCCAAGAAUCAGCGGACGUUAAUAGUUUCUCGUAAGGUCGACAUAAAAGAUUUGGUCGAAGAAUUGAAACACCUCGGAGGAGCUACAGACAAGUAUCAAUUGAUCGAACCGACCAACGAGUACGAAUAAGGUGUACAUAUCUUCCUGCAGUAGCGUACAAAUUCUGUGAUGACGCACAGACGUCGACAUAUUCCGAAUAAACUUUAUUCAUUAAACGACUUUUGUAUUUAAGCUGGACGCUCUAAUAAAACGAUGUGCGAAACAAA
Messenger RNA from Ceratina calcarata, 1343 nucleotides. Its product is annotated as NF-kappa-B-repressing factor. The coding region runs from base 1 to 1206 and encodes 401 amino acids. The transcript has 7 exons. The record is from RefSeq and is a predicted model, not a curated record. Gene Ontology annotation, molecular function: nucleic acid binding. NCBI's taxonomy places the organism in Eukaryota, Metazoa, Arthropoda, Insecta, Hymenoptera, Apidae.